GCUAUAAAAUACCUCGGCGGCCGCCUCCCAUCUCCCAUCUUCCGCCUCCGAACACCUGCUCUCUUCUUCCAUUACCCUCUGUCUCCAUGGCUCUCCGUGCCAUCGCCGGCAAGAAAACCUUAACCCUAGGGCUAGUGCUUGGUCCCCGCGCCGCCGCCGGCGCCUCCGCGCCGAGGACGGGGUCGGGGCUCCGCCACGCCCGGGGCCUGGUGACCUUCUCGCUGCCGGACCUCCCUUACGACUACGGCGCCCUCGAACCCGCCAUCAGCGGCGAGAUCAUGAAGCUCCACCACCAGAAGCACCACCAGACGUACAUCACCAACUUCAACAAGGCCCUCGAGCAGCUCGAGGAGGCCAUGGCCAAGGGGGACUCCUCCAAGGUCGCCCACCUCCAGAGUGCCAUCAAAUUCAAUGGUGGAGGCCAUAUCAACCAUUCAAUCUUCUGGAAAAAUCUCAAGCCUCUUAAUGAGGGUGGUGGUGAGCCUCCUCAUAGCACACUUGGUUGGGCCAUUGAUACGGACUUUGGUUCAUUGGACGCUUUGGUGCAAAAGAUGAAUGCAGAAGGUGCAGCUUUACAGGGAUCUGGAUGGGUGUGGCUUGCUCUGGAUAAGGAGAUGAAAAAGCUCAAAGUUGAAACAACUGCAAAUCAGGAUCCACUAGUCACUAAAGGUGCAAAUUUGGUUCCUUUGCUUGGUAUAGAUGUGUGGGAACAUGCAUACUACCUUCAGUACAAAAAUGCAAGACCAGAGUAUCUGAAGAACAUAUGGAAGAUCAUGAACUGGAAAUAUGCUAGUGAAGUCUAUGAGAAAGAGAUUGCCUAAAUGUGUGCUCUUUGUUCUGUAACAUGAGCUUUCAUGUGUCGUUCUCCUUUUGUGUUUUACCAUGAGAAGACUCCUGUAUCGAAUAAGAUGGGCCUUUCCUGUCAUAGAAGCUUGUUUACGUUGUAUCCCUUGUAUGAAAGCAGCAUUGUCUGCGUUAAACGCCCCUGACCUUCAACACGCUCUGACUGUUUCUAGUCUCUGGCACAGCUAUUCAGGUCAUGUGUAUAAGUUGGCAGCUCAUCUCUGUUAGUAAUAAGACUGCCUUGCGUGAAA
This is a messenger RNA of Phoenix dactylifera (date palm), 1094 nucleotides long. It is a transcript of the gene MSD1, whose product is annotated as manganese superoxide dismutase 1. NCBI's taxonomy places the organism in Eukaryota, Viridiplantae, Streptophyta, Magnoliopsida, Arecales, Arecaceae. Gene Ontology annotation, cellular component: mitochondrion. Gene Ontology annotation, molecular function: superoxide dismutase activity; manganese ion binding. The record is from RefSeq and is a predicted model, not a curated record. Gene Ontology annotation, biological process: superoxide metabolic process.